Messenger RNA from Sciurus carolinensis (gray squirrel), 588 nucleotides. Its product is annotated as peptidyl-prolyl cis-trans isomerase A-like. Gene Ontology annotation, molecular function: peptidyl-prolyl cis-trans isomerase activity. Gene Ontology annotation, biological process: protein folding; protein peptidyl-prolyl isomerization. The transcript has a single exon. The record is from RefSeq and is a predicted model, not a curated record. NCBI's taxonomy places the organism in Eukaryota, Metazoa, Chordata, Mammalia, Rodentia, Sciuridae. Bases 1 to 495 code for a protein of 164 amino acids.
AUGGUCAACCCUGUCGUGUUCUUCGACAUCGCCGUCGAUGGCGAGCCCUUGGGCCGCGUCUCCUUCGAGCUGUUUGCAGACAAAAUUCCAAAGACAGCAGAAAAUUUUCGUGCUCUAAGUACUGGAGAGAAAGGAUUUGGUUAUAAGGGUUCCUGCUUUCACAGAAUUAUUCCAGGAUUUAUGUGCCAGGGUGGUGACUUCACACGCCAUAAUGGCACUGGCGGCAAGUCCAUCUAUGGGGAGAAGUUUGAUGAUGAGAACUUUAUCCUGAAGCAUACAGGCCCUGGCAUCUUGUCUAUGGCAAAUGCUGGGCCAAACACAAACGGUUCUCAGUUUUUCAUCUGCACUGCCAAGACUGAGUGGUUGGAUGGCAAGCAUGUGGUCUUUGGGAAGGUGAAAGAGGGCAUGAACAUCGUGGAAGCCAUGGAGUGCUUUGGGUCCAGGAAUGGCAAGACCAGCAAGAAGAUCACCAUUACCGACUGUGGACAACUCUAAUACAUUUGACUUGUGUUUAUCUUAACCACCAAACCAUUCCUCUGUAGCUCAGGAGAGCACCCCUCCACCCCGUAUCUGCUCGCAAUAUCCCAU